UGAAAGUUACUUUAAAAUUCAAUAAAUUCAUACUUUGGGAACACUUUCAAGUUUUUCUGAGUAAUCAAAAUUAUCUGGUCUCAUUUUCAUUCGCACAAACAUGAACCCCAAUCCAAUAAUUCGUACUAUAUUGAACCACUUCAGAAGUGGCACCAUCAGGAGCUAUCUAGUGGUCCUGCCCGAUCAUGGUCGUAUAGAGAAGCAGCUUAAGCUGGAGGAGCUGAUAACGGAGCGCGGCGUCUUGGAUAUGCGAUCUCUAGAGCUCUCACUUCAGCAAAAGCGCGUUGAGGCCAAUCUGACCGAUCUGACACGUUGCAUAAGGGGCAUGGAGUUUGACUUGAAGGUGAAUUCCGAUCUGGAGCAAAAGGAAAACAAACAGUCGCGUGAUGCCUCGCACAAUUCCCCGCCAGGCGAUAAGAAAUCACCCAAAGUCGGUGAUUUCAGCGAAUAG
Molecule: messenger RNA, 451 nt
Organism: Drosophila biarmipes
Lineage: Eukaryota; Metazoa; Arthropoda; Insecta; Diptera; Drosophilidae
Exons: 3
Coding region: 101-451 (116 amino acids)
Source: RefSeq, a predicted model, not a curated record